Drosophila melanogaster (fruit fly) is the source of this 2379-nucleotide messenger RNA. RefSeq lists its product as uncharacterized. NCBI's taxonomy places the organism in Eukaryota, Metazoa, Arthropoda, Insecta, Diptera, Drosophilidae. The record is from RefSeq and is marked reviewed. Gene Ontology annotation, cellular component: cytoplasm; axoneme; motile cilium. The transcript has 5 exons. Bases 91 to 2319 code for a protein of 742 amino acids.
CCGGUUAAAAAGUUUCAAGCACAGAACAGACACAAAAACCCCCUUAUAUGUUACAUUUCGAAUCGUAUAUUUUGCUAUAAGCCUGGAAAAAUGGGAGACUCGCACGAUGUCUGCAGGCAGCUGCUGCCGCGCGCAAUCUUCGGCAUCAAUGGCAAGGUGGAGAAUGGAGUGCGCCAGCAUCCGGUCACGGGAUCCAUCAUCUUUGCGCUGGGCAACAAAAUCGGCAUCGCCGACUACAAGAAGAAUACGCAGGAGUUUGUGGCCGGACACACGAACACCAUAUCGUGCCUGGAUCUCAGCAAGAGUGGCAAAUACAUGGCCUCCGGUCAGAUCAAUCACAUGGGCUUCCGCGGCUAUGUGAUCAUCUGGAAUUACGAUCAGCGCAAGGAGAUCGCUCGCCACGAUCUGCACAAGGUAUCUGUGCAGGCCAUCUGCUUUACUGCCCAGGAUAGAUGCGUUGUGUCCAUCGGUGGCGUGGAUGAUGGUUCCGUAAUUGUCUUCGACAUGGAGGCAUUCUCUCCCAUUUGCCAAACACCCGCAUCGAGGGCCAUCUCUGGAAAUGCCUUGACUGUCCGGCCGUUGCACAACAAUCCCUACUUCUUUGUGACCGCCGGCGAUCGCCAUCUGCGUCUGUGGAGCAUCCUGCGUGAGGAGAAGAAGCUGUACGUACAGGAUGUCCUAAUGGCCAGCAAGACACGGGUUUUCUACUGUGCGCGCAUCAAUAAGACGGAUGAGUUUGCCUAUCUGGGCACCGGAACUGGGGACAUUGUAAAGAUCGUGCUCAACUGCUGCGAUCGUGAUCAUGUGAGCAAACAAGGCUCAACCAGCUGCAUCCUCGGAGCCUUCGGCACCCACAAUCCCAGGAAGCCAACGGGCAGGGACUGCAAUCGUUAUGUGAAUGGUGUGCGUGCACUGUAUGUCCUGGAAGGCGGACGUCUGCUGAUUGGAGCGGGAAAUGGUGAUAUAGAGCUGGUGGAGGAGCGUACCGAUGUGCCGCUCAUUAACUUUCGCGAUUAUCCCGGACCCACAUGGCCAUAUUUGCGCACCCUGAAAAAGACGCACGUUUCGGGCAGAAUCUCGUCCUUUGUGCGCUCGAAAACGGACAUGUUUUACAUCUGCACGGACACCAACGAGAUCUAUGGGCUGAAUAUCAAGACUUGGGUGCUCAAGCUGCUGCGAACGUGCCACACCAAAUCGGUCUACUGCAUCACGUUUCCCAAGAACUACUCUGGUGUCUUUGCCACGUCGGGCAAGGAGUGCAUCCGCAUCUGGUCGUCUGGUCGCAAGCAGGAGCUGCUCCGCAUCAUGGUUUACAACUUCAACUGCGCCUGCGUGCGCUUUACCCACGAUGGCACUAGCAUAGUCUCCGUUUGGAACGAUGGCAUCAUUCGCGCCUUCACUCCCAUCACCGGUAGACUCAUCUACGCCAUACCCAACGCGCACAACAAAGGUUGCAGUGCAUUGGCCGUGGCCUCGUCGGGUCGCUUGAUCGUCACUGGCGGCAUCGAGGGACAGGUGAGGGUGUGGAAGAUCGAUCCGUAUCGCCAGGAUCUCGUCGGCGUGCUGAAGGAUCACUCGGGGCCCAUAACCUCGCUGGAUAUCAACUAUCUCGACACCGAAGUGAUCUCCGCCUGCACCGAUGGCUCUUGUGUAAUCUGGGACAUUAAACGCAUGACCCGCAAACAAGUGGUGACCGCUAAUACGCAGUUCAUGUCCGCAUCCUACUUCCCAACUGGAGUGCAAGUGAUCACCUGCGGCUCGGACGGCAGAAUCAUCUACUGGAUGGUGUACAAUGGAGCGUUGAUCAGGGAACUAACUGCGUCCAAGAAAUCGUCGGUCAACUGCUUGGCCAUCAACGAAACGGGUGACUACUUCAUCACCGUGGGCAGCGAUCUGCAGGUGAAGCUGUGGGACUACAACAGUGGUGCUGUGGUGGGCAUCGGAUCGGAGCACGCCUCCUCCGUGAUCAGUUGUGCGUACAGUCCCUGCAUGACCAUGUUUGUCACCGGCAGCACGGACGGAUCGCUGAUCAUAUGGGAUGUGCCGCGUGACUUCUGGGGCAGGCCCAAUCCGCCGGAUGUCACCAAGUAUUCGCUACCAAAGACAUCGUCCAAAACCAGGAUGAGUGACGUGCCGUCGCGGGUGAACUCGGGCACCAAUCUAAAGACGACCAAGGGCGAGAACAUCGAUGGCCUGCUGAAGGCCACUCCCAAGGACGAUCUCUGCUGCGUGGAGUGCCCGCCGUGCGCCAAAAAGGAUACCAAGGGCGUGGAUCCCUAUGCCGAGUGCGGAAUCGUUCCCGAUGUCCGCAAGUGCUGAGAUUUUCCUUUCCAAUUUCUUUUUGUCGUGAAAUAAAGGCAGUUGUCCUUUCUAAGCUUG